GACGAAGUUCCAUCAUUCCCCACCUUUUCCCACACACAACCAACACAAAAUGGAGGAAGAUCUCACCGCAGUGCUGAAGGACGAAAACGACGUCGCUGACCUGCAGUCGGCCAACGACGCUCUUUACGACCGAGACGGUGAUCAAGACCGUGACUCGAGGGAUCUUCGGGAACGAGACAGCGAAGACAAGAAUGGCAUCACUUCCCCUUCAAAGAAAGUUGGCGGUGCCGACGACGGCCACAACGCUGGGGAUGCGCCUUCCGGGUCUGAGAGAUAUCGGGCAAGAUCCCCUCGUGGGGAUCGCUACCGCAGAGGUCCCUAUGACCGCCCUGAAGCUCGUGGUGGUCCUUCCAAGUAUUCCGCUGGACCUCGAGACCCCGCUCGCGGAGCGUCUAAGAAGGAGUGCAGGGUGUAUGUAGGAAACCUGGCUUACGAAGUCGGAUGGCAGGAUCUAAAAGACUUCAUGCGCAAAGUUGGAGAAGUCGUCUUCGCCGACAUUCUUACUCUGUCAUCGGGACGAUCGAAAGGAUGUGGUGUCGUCGAGUUUUCUACACCCGAGGAAGCACAGAAAGCUAUCAAGGAGCUGAGCGACACUCCAUUCAUGGGACGACCUGUUUUCAUUCGCGAGGACCGGGAGAACGACGCUAAGUUUGGUUCUCAAAGUGCCCUUGGGGGUGCUCCUGGUGGUGGCCGGGAUGCCGGGAAGGCUGUCUUUGUUGGAAACCUUCCGUAUGUUGUGGCGUGGCAAGAUUUGAAGGAUCAUUUCCGCCAAGCUGGUCAUGUUGUGCGCGCCGAUGUGCAUGAGUUAUCGGAUGGAAAGUCAAAGGGCAACGGCACCGUCGUGUUCGAGACCCCAGAGGAAGCUUACAACGCUAUAACUAUGUUCGACGGGACCGAAUGGCAUGGGAGACGACUGGAAGUGCGCGAGGAUCGAUACACGGGCUCGAUGGGUCGCGGUGGACCCCCUCCUCCCAGAUACGGUGGCGCUGGCCCGCGGGGAUACGACAAGCCCAGGGGCUACGGGGGUAGAGAUUACUACGGCGGAGGCGGCGGUCACGGAGGUUAUGGUGGGUAUGACGCUCCGCCACCAAGGGAUUACUACGGCGGAGGCGGUGGCGGUGGUUAUGAAGGCGGUUACGGAGGCGGUUAUGGAGGCGGUUACGGCGGCGGCGGCGCUUACGGCGGAUACGACCGUGGAGGACCUGCUUAUGGUGGUCCUGAAUAUGGAGCCGCUCCUCCACCCCAUCGUGGCGACUUCUACAAGGAUUACCCUCCCCCACCGCCACCACCAGGCACGGGAGCUUAUCCGGUCGACAGCCGCGGCGCAUACGCAGAACGCGGAGGAGCCGGUGGUCCAUACGCUGACCCCCGCAGCGGAGCGCCGCCGCCGGCAGGUCCCGGAGCGUACGGAGAUCGCUACGACCCCGCCGUGCGAGGGGGUGCUAGUCAGUUCUACGGCGACUACCACCGUUAAAUGAAGCAGACCACUUCCCUUCUCGAAUGAGCUUGAAGCAAAAUCAAGCGACAGGUUCACAGGAUCUCAAGCGUGAGCCCGAAGAUUUGAAACUGAAACUGGAGCUCCAAAUGUUCUCACAUUGUACCUAUCAAGAAUAUUCUGCCUUUACUUUUGAUUGCAUUGAAGUGAAUAUCAUGCAUAUAUUUUUCGACGAAGCUUCGGCAGGUUGUCUCCUGUCUUCGAGCAAGAUGCACCGUUCUUUGCAGACCAUUGUACGCAUACUUUUGUGCUUGGGUCCUUUUUGG
Molecule: messenger RNA, 1761 nt
Organism: Fimicolochytrium jonesii
Lineage: Eukaryota; Fungi; Chytridiomycota; Chytridiomycetes; Spizellomycetales; Powellomycetaceae
Exons: 9
Coding region: 50-1474 (474 amino acids)
Cellular component (GO): cytoplasm; nucleus
Molecular function (GO): mRNA binding
Source: RefSeq, a predicted model, not a curated record